GGGGAGGCAAAGUGCUAGAUGAAGAGGGGUUUUCUUCUCCUUCGGCCGCGGAAACUACAGACGGGAGCUGGCGAGGGUGGUCUGGAAAGGCGGUAGCCGGUGUGUUGGUGGUCCCGGAACCUCUCGUAAACCAGAAUUGGAAAAUAUUUAACUCUUAACAAAUGAAUUCCCCACUUGAACUCUGCCGAAUUCCUGUGCCACCUCCUCCUUUAGAAAACUGAUCUUAAUACAGAGAUAAAAGAGGAGUAGAAGGUAAAAGAAAAUGCUGGGAACUGACCGUUGUGUUGUGGAAGAAUGGUUAUCAGAAUUCAAGGCAUUACCUGACACUCAGAUCACCAGUUAUGCAGCAACUUUACACCGGAAGAAAACACUUGUACCAGCCCUCUAUAAAGUUAUUCAAGAUUCAAAUAAUGAGAUACAGCCUCCAAGAGUGCCUCUGCUGUGUACUGGAGUGAGUUUGAAGAAGUUCAGCUCCUGGAGCCUGUCUGCCAUCAGCUGUUUGAGCUCUAUCGUAGCUCAGAGGUUCGACUUAAGAGGUUCACACUGCAGUUCUUGCCAGAAUUGAUGUGGGUUUAUUUACGGCUUACAGUUAGCCGAGACAGACAGAGUAAUGGUUGCAUUGAAGCACUUCUGUUAGGAAUUUACAAUUUGGAAAUCGCUGAUAAAGAUGGGAACAAUAAAGUUCUGUCUUUCACUAUCCCCUCCUUAUCCAAGCCUUCAAUAUACCAUGAACCUUCAACAAUUGGAUCCAUGGCUUUGACAGAAGGGGCAUUGUGUCAGCAUGAUCUCAUCAGAGUUGUUUAUAGUGAUCUUCAUCCUCAGAGGGAAACAUUCACUGCACAGAACCGGUUUGAAGUCCUGAGUUUUCUCAUGCUGUGUUAUAAUUCUGCUAUUGUAUAUAUGCCUGCCUCAUCUUACCAAUCUCUUUGUCGGAUGGGUUCCAGGGUUUGUGUGAGUGGCUUUCCACGGCAACAUGAAAAACAUUGGAAAGAACUCUGUGGUCGAAUAGUAUUGGAUCCUGAAUUUAUGGUGCAACUUCUCACAGGGGUUUAUUAUGCCAUGUAUAAUGGACAGUGGGACCUUGGCCAGGAAGUUCUUGAUGAUAUCAUUUAUAGAGCCCAGCUAGAGCUUUUUUCUCAACCACUAUUGGUUGCCAAUGCCAUGAAAAACUCAUUACCAUUUGAUGCUCCUGAUUCUACACAAGAAGGCCAGAAAGUCCUUAAAGUUGAAGUCACUCCAACAGUGCCGAGGAUUUCUCGGACUGCAAUUACAACAGCUUCAAUCCGUCGUCAUAGAUGGAGAAGAGAAGAUGGCUUUGACUUCUCAAACGAGGCUGACUCGAGUAUUCCUGGCUCCCCGAUCCAACACGGCUCCACUGACCUAGGGAUCAAACGUGUGCAAGAGGGGGAGGUGCUGGUGCGCAGGACCCCUGAGCAUGGCUCGCCGGAGCCCAACUCAGCAACAGCCACAACAGAGGGUGCUGAGGGUGUAAAUGGAGGAGAGGAGUCUGUAAACCUGAAUGAUGCAGAUGAAGGAUUUUCAUCAGGGGCUUCCCUCAGCAGUCAGCCAAUUGGGACCAAACCAUCCUCCUCUUCUCAGAGGGGAAGCUUAAGGAAAGUAGCAACUGGGCGUUCAGCCAAGGAUAAAGAAACAGCCUCUGCCAUCAAAUCCAGUGAGAGCCCUCGAGAUUCAGUAGUUCGCAAGCAGUAUGUACAGCAACCAACUGAUCUUAGUGUAGAUUCAGUUGAGCUGACACCAAUGAAGAAACACCUGAGCCUGCCUGCUGGCCAGGUGGUGCCAAAAAUCAAUAGCUUAAGUCUAAUCCGGACAGCCAGUGCUUCCUCAAGUAAAUCAUUUGACUAUGUAAAUGGCAGUCAAGCAAGUACCAGCAUUGGGGUUGGCACUGAGGGAGGUACUAAUUUAGCAGCCAACAAUGCUAAUCGAUACUCAACUGUCAGUCUGCAGGAAGACCGGCUAGGUCAAGCUGGCGAAGGUAAAGAGCUCCUCAGCCCAGGAGCCCCCUUGACCAAGCAGUCUCGAUCCCCAAGUUUCAAUAUGCAGCUAAUAUCCCAGGUGUAGUUUUGACAUCCUCCCUCUUCUUUCUGCUUACCUUUUAAACUGAACAUUUCAUUGUGCAAGAAGACACUUCAUCCCACAUUGUGAAAAUAUUGGUCACUGUUAUCAGAUUUCAUUUAGUUUAGGUAUCUUCAUACUGUAUUUUGUAUCAAAACAGCAAUAAGGUUUUCUUUAUCCCUCUUUCCUACAUCUUCUCUUCACCUAUUCCUUGUAAAUGUGUUUGUGAAGCAGUAUAAAAUGUUUGCCUUUUCCAUGCCUUCCUUUCUCCUUGGGUGAUGUGCAAUCCAUCGUAGGCUGAUCGGUCCCAUUUCAACACUGUGAGACUGAGGAUACAUUAGAGGAAAUGGUGUAUAUGAUCCCUAUGAAACGAUUCUUUGGCUUUUGUUUAAAAACAAAACGGGUUUGUUCUCAUAAUCUAUAGAACUAUGAAGAUUACUGGAUCAUAUUUUUUUCUCUUAACCAGGAGUGCCUCAGAGAUUCUGCUAUGACUUUGGACUUCUCUGAGUCUGUGCAAUCAUUUUCUGGAGAAGCAUGGGGAAAGGUGGUAGACUGCUGCACUUUUUCAUUAAAAUGAGGGUAGCUCUUUCUCCACCCCCCCAUCUCCUUUAUCCCGAAGACAUAAAUGUUCAAUUACGGAGGCAUUUAAAUCAAGUUGUGACCACCUCCAUUGGAGGGCAGGACUCUUGAUUGUGUAAUUGAUAAUGCACUUUCUCAAUGGCUGUAUAGUCAUUAUUAACGUGUCUUCCCUCUUCCCCACAAGGACAUAUAAGGUCAUUUCUGUCCUUCAAGUUUGGCCAACUAACAAAUCAGAAUCUGAGGGGCAUGUUCUAUUUCCCAGGAAUGAUUGACACUUUGGUGCUGGGGUUUUGUGGGGGCGGGGGGUAGUUUUUGUUUAGCUUUUGUGGAGAUUGUGUGUGUGAGAGGAGAUUUGAUUUUUUUUUCUUCUUUUCCUUUGUGAGCUGAUGGCUGAAGUGUAACAGUACAUCUUCAGGUAAAGAGAGGGAUUUCUCAAUCUACUUUCUGUUAUGUCAGACUAUAAGAGAAACCCUUUCAGCUGCUUUCUAGAUGUACCUAAAUUCAGUCAGAUAUUUUGGAUUAAGAAACCUAAAGUCCUGAUACAUUACAUACUCCAAGGAAAUAUAUCAGGGACAGACAAUUGGCUGAAACACUGAUACUUCAAUGUGACACAUUUUUAUAGAACAUUUCUACCAGGGGGUACUGACCUUGAUUUCUCCUACAAGGACCACACUGCCUUUGUGUUUAAUGUAAUGCAAUUUGUGUACCUUCUAAUCAUAUAUCUGCAGUUCCUCAUUUUUAUAAAACUUUGAAAUCAUGCCAGUAAGCUAGAUGUUGAAUGUAUGUAAGUAGCAUUUGGUAACUGCUAAGAAGUUACAAAAACAUUAUUGGUAAAAAAAAUUUCCUUAGUUCUGAUCUGGUUGGAUAAGAUUUUAUCAUAACUUUUCUGGGUCUCAGGCUCUGAUGUUUGAAAAAGAAGGGAAUAUAUUGGGUUUUAAAAAAGUGUAUUGUGACUUAAACUGUUAUAAGUUAUCCUUCCACAGAAUACAUCAGAGCUAUCAGUGCUUUGUACAUUUAGAUGUUUUUACUUGAUUAUUGUUUAAGAAAAAUAUACUGAAUUUAUAGAAAGCAAGUAUUCUCCUAAUUAGCAAAAGUUAAAAUUUUAUCUCUACCAUUAAAAUUAUAAUAGAUUUUGAUAAAUAACCAGAAAAACGCCUUUUUUUUUCACACCUAGCAAUCCCCCCGUUUUUAUUGUAAGGACUUUCUUUUUUCCCUAAGAGACUUUCUGUUAGACUCUUUAUAUAUGAGAUGCUUGUUUAAAUAUGGUGGUCUGUAACAUUUUCCAGCUCAUGUGAAAAUGGAAAACUAGAACCUGAACUAGUAUCUACAACAUUGCCAAAGUCCAGGGUAAAGCUAAAAGUUGAUAAGUAGACAAUUUAUUGAUUUGUGUGUGUCUGUGUGUGUGUGUGUGUGUGUGUGUGUAUGGUGUGUAUAUGUAUAUAUCACAAAGUUGUAUUUUAAAUAUUUUAAAUACCCUUUCUUUUAAUUUAACUAAGGGAUGUCAAAUAAAUGAAAGGAGUUUAAAAAUAGCCAAAAUAAAUGAGCUAUAAAGGCCCAUAACAUACUAAAACAGGCAGUUUCAGGUAUGUAAGGAAAGGAACAUUAUAUUUACCUAGAAAGUGAGAUCUAAAAAAAAAUAAAAAAUAAAAAAUAAAUAAAUAAAAAAUAAAAAAGAAAGUGAGAUCUUGGCUAUGGCUGGAGGUCAGUCACUUUAUGGCAUAAAUUAUUUGGAAGGUAAAAAGACUGUUUUCAAUUCAAAUUGUGCAUUUAUUGGCAUCUAAAUCUAGCAUGAUUUUGGUUAAAGCACAAAAGAAAUACCACAUAAUACCAAAUUACAGCAAAUGUUAGAAUAAAUACAACAAAAUUUUCCUUUGGCUAGAAAUCUUAUACCUGAAAAAUUGGUUUUAAAAAAUGUUCAUCUUGGCCGGGCGCGGUGGCUCACGCCUGUAAUCCCAACACUCUGGGAGGCUGAGGUGGGUGAAUCAUGAGGUCAGGAGUUCGAGACCAGCCUGGCCAACAUGGUGAAACCCUGUCUCUACUAAAAAUACAAAAAAUUAGCUGGGCGUGGUGGCAGGCGCCUGUAAUCCCAGCUACUCGGGAGGCUGAGGCAGGAGAAUCUCUUGAACCCGGGAGGUGGAGGUUGCAGUGAGCCAAGAAUGCGCCACUGUACUCCAGCCUGGGCAACAGUGCAAGACUCUGUCUCUGAAAAAAAAAAAAAAAAAAGUUCAUCUUAGAGGAUUUUAUUUAUCUGUAUGUAUAUACAUAUAUGUUUGUAUGUAUACAUACCCACAUUAACAUUUUAUGACCCUGUAACAUUUGUUUUCUAUUCUUUUAGGUGAUGUGAGUUGACCUCAGUGAAGAAACAUUUCAUUUAGUCUAAGCCUUGCAUUCAGGGUCUUACAACAGAUUUCUUGUGCAAGAAUUAUUAUUAGUUAAAAUGGAAGGUGUUAGUUUAACAAACUGAGUCAAAUUUUCUAAGUUUUUAAAUAUGCAUUUUAACAUGCAUUAUUUUUGGCAUUUAAUUUAAAAUAGUUUUGUUUCAUAUAUACAACAGCUGUUACAGAUAUAUGCCAGCAAUAUUCAUACUUUUUUAACAAGCUUUUGUUAUAUAUUUUCUAAUCUCCAUAAAAGUCUAAUCAUCUAUGAAAAAGAUAUUUAGGGAGAAAAUACUUGUUUUCUGUAAUAAAACAAUUAGGUUGGUGCCAUGUAUGCCAAGUUGGAUAAAAGAAUACAAAGAAACAGCUGAAGGUUUUGGGAGCUCGCUCUGACAUUAAUUACUAGAAAGCAAACUAAAAUGCAAAGUGAAUAGUUAACUCAGAAGAUUUGAUUUUUUGAAAUAGGGUCUCACUCUGUCCUCUAGGCUAGAGUGCAGUGGCACUAUCACGGCUCACUGCAGCCUCAACCUCCCUGGGCUCAGGUGAUCUUUCCACCUCAGCCUCUGGAGUAGCUGGAACUCCAGGCAUGCACCACCACACCUGGCUAAUUUUUGUAUUUUUAGUAGAGACGAGGUUUUGCCAUGUUGCCCAGGCUGGUCUCGAACUCCUGGGCUUAAGAGAUCCACCCACCUGGCCUCCCAGAAGUGCUAGGAUUACAGACAUAACUACCACACCUGGCCUGAAGAUUUUUAAAUGUGAAAAUAUUUCAAGAAGCUAAGGGGAAAAUCGUUAUUUUAAAAUCCUGAUCCCCUUAACUUUACCCCUUACCAUUACCCUUACCUUUCCAAUUCACUUUUGUCUAUUUAUUAUAGAAUCAGAAUUGUGCUAAGAAGAAACCCUGGAGAUAAUCUAGCUAGUCUCCCACUCCCUCACCCCAACCUUCAUCCUCAAGAAACAGAGGCUCAGAGGUUGUGGUGUGAUCAAGAUCAUAUACCUAAAGCAGAGCCAGAAUCAAACCCAGUCUCCCAUGGGUUUGGGGAGGCAGUGGGUUGUUAACUCCAUUUUUGCAGUUUCUUUAUAGUUCUGGUCUAGUAGUUGGUGAAUACAACACAUUAAGAAAAGUGUUAAAUCCAGAAAAAAUGUAGAGUAAUCUAGAUGGGGAAAUGUUGGAAAUGUUAAGUAUGUCUACAGAUGUAAGGAUCAACACAUUAUUCUAAUUUAUGCCUUACUAUUUUCUGCCACAUAACAGUUGUAUGCUGCCAUUUUAUAGUUGAAUACAUUUGUUGGGAUUUAUUUAAAUAUAAAAUAAACCCAGUGAAAUGGCUUUGAUCAGUGUUUUCUAGUUAUUUUAAAGUAAUUUUUGAGUCAGCCAGCUUUCAGUCACCAGUGUGGCAAGCUAAUUAUAUUGCACAAUAGAGUAUUGCAAAGUAAAGAUUAAAUAAAUUUGAUUCCAUUACUUUUUAAUGUAGAAAGAGACUGAAUCUUAUGCUUAGAGCAAAUGCAAGCAAUAUUUCCUUAUAUGAUUGAAAAAGGUUCUAUAGUGUGAAGCUUAUGAUUCCAUAAUGGAACAGUGACCAUGAUGUCAUUUAAAGUGUGUAUAUACCAUAUAAAAUGUCUUAAAUGCGGUAGUCUCAGCUAUAUAAGCUCAGUAUUUCCAGUCUGUAUUCUCAGAUUCCAUCUAGUAGCUUUAAAUUAAUUAAAAUUGUUUAUUAGACACUGGAAUACUGAGAAUAACUUCUUUCAGAUUGUUUUGUUUGCACUACUUUUGUGAAUAUUUUAAUGAAGUGGAGUCCAUUUUUGAGUACUUCAGUUGUUGACAAUCAGUUGUCUCGUUUAAAUCUCUGCAUGUUCAUUUGUAAAUAAAAAAUGUAGUACCUGUCUUUAGGGGUAGUCCCCUAUUUAUUACAAACACUGGCAAGGAAUAUCUCUCCAUUUCUGACCUUGGAUUACAAAGUAUGUUUUGGGUUUUUCUUUUUUAAUCAGUAUUUCAGUUACAUCUUUGUUUUCAGCUUUAAAAAGUUUAACGGGUCAUGCCAAUGAUCAGAAAAUCUGUAAGAAUUUUAGAGCAAUUUUUCUACCUACGGCUAUGUUAAACAGUCUGAACAUGAGACUUUUUCUUUCAAGUUGAAGAUUAUUGUCAUCGUUUUACCACUAAGUUGGUUGAGACACUUACUUGUAAUACUUUAAUUUUUUUAAAGUGUUUUUAGAAACAAGUUGUUUGAAAACCAAUUAGAAAUUAGAAUAUUUGCCAGAUUAUAAGCAGAUGGAAUGCAGUGUAAAACUGUUAACAAUGCUAAUAAAAUUAUGAGUCAUCAGAUUGGUACAGUUUUCCCUGCCAAGAUGGUCAUAUUGAUAAUGUAAGACAAAUUUUAGUAUUACUUGCAUUAUGUGUACCUAAUAGGUAUAUCAUACUGGUACUGAGCAUAUAUAGAAAAUACUAUUCAUAGAGGAGUCAUCACCACCCAACCUCCUUGCCCGUGUAGGCAUAUUUCUUCUGAACCUGACCACACAAGUACAACAUUUUGGUAACUUCAGUCUUUUCAGUAUUUUUGUAAUCUUAGCCAUAGUCCUAUGAGAAAUGUACAUAAGAGCAAACAAUUCAGGAUAGAAAUUAGCAGAAAGCUGGGAAUGAUGUGAAAUAACUGGCAGCAUAGUACAGAAAUGUAAGGUAUAUGUUUUGCUUCUGGAUUUUUAGAAAUUGUGCUAAUCAUGUUUACAAAUUAAGGCAUAUUCAGAUGUCUGCUAUUAUAUUUAAUAUUGAUUUGAUAAAAAAAUGGAAUUAGAUGUAGCUUAGAGUAUAAAUGAGUCUUUUUAAAAAUGUGUAUCUGGAAGUAGGUCUAAUAAAGAAAUCCUUUUAUUUUCAAAGAAAUGAACUUAAUUGGACAACUCAUCCCCAAUUACAGAAUUGAUAUCAAUAUGGUUUGCUGUAUUUGAGUAUAAACAGCUCAGUGUUAAUUAUAUCAAAGGAAGUUCUUUACAUGUUCAUUGAUUACAAAAUUUACCAAAGAAAAUGUAUCUACCAAAUAUAAUUUUUAAAGUACUUGUUAAGGAAUGAAGCCUCUUUAACAUAUAAAGUAUCUUAAAAAUAUUCUCUGACCUGGAAAAUAGGUUUACAGUAGCUACAAGAUUCCAUUUUAGGUUUUCUUAUGUCAAUAAAUGUCAGUAUUUUACACUUCCAGCAAAAGUACCCGUUAAAGACUAAAUCUAAAUAUUAUUCCUCAUAGCACAGCUUCUGGUCUCCUUAAAUUAAGGAUCCUACUCAUCAGGAUUGAAUAAAAAGGGGGAAAUUGCUAAAAUUGGUAUAUUGUAUAAUAUUGUGGGUUAAGUAAAAUUUAGGGGGGCAUUAUGGAAAUGUACCUAUUUUAAAGGGCAGUGGCAAUUACUAUAAUAUUGGUUAAACUGGUAAAGUUUGUUAAAUAAUUUAUGUCCAUGAUCAUUCUGAGUGUUUUUUUUCUUUGCAGAAAAACAGGAUUGGGUUAAGAAAAGCUAAAAUACUCAUUUUUAAAAAAUGUAUAGCCCAAUAAGAACUAAAUGAUUUAUUUCAACAGUUAAAUAAUUUUUUUUGGAAAUCAUGAAAUGUAUUUGCAUAUUGAUGUUCCAAACAGGUUUUAUGUAUUGUUUUUUAUAGCAGGUAGUAGUUGAAAAGUAAUGAGUAUAUUGAUUAGCUGUCUUGGAAAGAGAGGAUUGGCUUUCUAACAAUCACUGAUACAGGUUUGGGUUUGGGGGGGUUUGUUUGUUUGUUUGUAAGUUUUAUCAUCCAUACUGAAUUGAGAGAUAAGCUCCAUGUUUAAAAAUAUUUGUAAUAAGUUCAUCUACUUGACACUGAAUCUUUUUUAUUCUUACUCUAAAAUUAUUCUGGCUUUCCAUUCAGUUUAAGUGGUUAAGUGAAACAGUUUUUAGGGUGCAAAAAUUAUUUUCCCACUGUUUUUCUCAUGAUAAUUUGAGUCUCCUGAGCUAUAAUUUCUGAAGGAUUUUUACUACUUUGGCAUUAUGUAAUCUGAUCUCUGUCACAAUGAUAGUAAAUAAGAACUAUCUCACUUUCAUAUGUUUGCUUCAUAAAAGGAUAUGGAAUGUACACAUCAGCUCUUUUUUUUUUUUUAAACUAGCAUCAACCUAUAACUUGGUAUAAACUUCCCAAGUAUUUAGAGAAUAGUGCUGGUGAAAAUUUAAAUAGGAUAGGCAUAUAGAAAUUAUGACUUGUAUUGAGUGAUGUCCUUUCAACCUAGGACUAGUGACAACCUUCAUUUUUUCAGAGCUGAAGAAAAAACCAUGAAUUUAAGAUCAUAUUUAUUGGUGCAUGUAAGCCAUUAUCCUGUCUUAAUGAACCGAUUAAUGCUGUUGAUUGUUGAAAUGUGAAAUGUAGUCACUGUUGACCUUGUAAAUAUCUGCCAGAGAUGAAAAAAUAUUUUAAGUUAUUGUAAAUAAAGAUGUAUAAAAUUCAGUAUCAGUCUGCAAUGCAGAAACAUAUCUUAGAUGUUAAAAUACUGUGUUUGAGAGAUGUGUAAUUUACCCUUAGAUGUAUCUAGUUACAUUAAGAGUGUAAAUUUUUUUGUACAGUAUAAAAAUACAGCUCUAUUUGGCUUUUAA
Molecule: messenger RNA, 9614 nt
Organism: Pan troglodytes (chimpanzee)
Lineage: Eukaryota; Metazoa; Chordata; Mammalia; Primates; Hominidae
Gene: HYCC2
Product: hyccin PI4KA lipid kinase complex subunit 2
Exons: 14
Coding region: 565-2079 (504 amino acids)
Biological process (GO): protein localization to plasma membrane; phosphatidylinositol phosphate biosynthetic process
Cellular component (GO): plasma membrane
Source: RefSeq, a predicted model, not a curated record